This is a messenger RNA of Boeremia exigua, 959 nucleotides long. Its product is annotated as profilin. The transcript has 5 exons. Bases 274 to 666 code for a protein of 130 amino acids. The record is from RefSeq and is a predicted model, not a curated record. Gene Ontology annotation, molecular function: actin monomer binding. NCBI's taxonomy places the organism in Eukaryota, Fungi, Ascomycota, Dothideomycetes, Pleosporales, Didymellaceae. Gene Ontology annotation, cellular component: cell cortex.
UGUUCGUCGCCCGUUGCAACAGUGACCCCGCUGCUGUCACAGUUUCUCAACUGCCCCACCAAGCACACCAAACGGGUCCGUCCGCGCGACAACACCCAACACUCGCCCUUCCACACCGCAUACAUUCACUGCGGCUUAGUCAGACCCUUGUUGAUCUACCUCGCCUUAAACUUGCGAUUUUCUCCUGCGACUGCAUCGACUGUUUCAACCGUACUUCCACGCACCCCACACACCACCAAGCUCCCGUAGCCCGCAUAACCCCCCUCAGUAAACAUGUCCUGGCAAGCAUACGUCGACCAGAGCCUCGUUGGCACUGGCAACAUUGACAAGGCCGUCAUCUGCGAUGCCACCGGCCAAACCACCUGGGCCUCAUCCCCCGGCUUCUCCCUCACCGCCGCCGAAAUGGGCGCCAUCGCCACCUCGUUCAGCGACAAGAGCGAGCCCAAAGCCGUAAUCGCCAACGGCAUCAAGAUCAACGGCGAGAAGUACAUGACCAUCGAGGCCUCGGACGACUCGCUCAAGGCCAAGAAGGGCAAGGAGGGCAUCGUCGCCUACAAGACAACCCAGGCGCUCCUCAUCGCACACCACUCGGCCGAGGUGCAGACCACCAACGCCUUCAACAGCGUCGCCGAGCUGGGCGAGUACCUGAAAAAGGUCGGCUACUAAGCGCGGCGCGGUGCGCGGUGUGAGGCUUGUUUAUACGAUGGAUAUUUGCAUACAGCGCGGCGGACGUGAAGCGGCGCCGCCCGCGGCUUGGCGACGCUUGAGAUGGGAGGGGUGAGGAAGGAAUAGAUCAUGGCAAUGAGACACAUUACGCCUACAAUGAACGCUGUAGCGUGACCAUCAUGGUGGACACUGAAGAACGUGUUCUGGGAGAGACCUAUGCGAACCCAGAGGCCGGUGAUGACCCACUUACUUCGAGGCAGUGUGAACGACAUUCGACGAUUGAGCGAGCAGUG